Molecule: messenger RNA, 722 nt
Organism: Macrobrachium nipponense
Lineage: Eukaryota; Metazoa; Arthropoda; Malacostraca; Decapoda; Palaemonidae
Product: annexin A3-like
Cellular component (GO): cytoplasm
Molecular function (GO): calcium ion binding; calcium-dependent phospholipid binding
Source: RefSeq, a predicted model, not a curated record
UUUAAGAGACACCUUGAGAAUGCAUCCUACGAUAGUUACCGCCCCGCACUUCGAUGCUGAUGCCGACGCCGCGGCUUUGAAAGCCGCCCUGGAGGGCGCUGGCACGGACGAGAAGGCUGUCAUAGAUAUCCUCACCAACAGGACUUCUAACCAGCGGAAAGCUAUUUUGCGGGCGUACAAUGUGGAUGGACAGGACUUAGUCAGUGACCUCAAAGGAGACCUGAGCGGGAAUUUUGAGAACUUGGUGGUGGCCCUGAUGACUCCCCUGGAAGAUUUCCUGGCCACGGAACUGGACCAGGCUCUGGAAGAGCCUGGAAACGAGGAUGUCCUCGUGGAGAUAAUUUGCACGAGAGAUAAUGAUUCUUUAAGAAAAAUCCGCAAAAGCUACGAGGUUGUCUUCGGCAAGUCCCUCCUGAUGUCCCUCAAGAAGGAGAACGCUGACGAAUUCUUUGAGAAGCUCCUGAUUGACUUGUGCCACACUGACAGAGACGAAGGUCCUGCUGACGAAGAAGUGGCCCCGUCUCUUGUGAAGAAGCUGUACAGGGCAGGAGAAGGACGAGCAGGCGUCGAUGAGGACGAAAUCCGAAGGAUCUUGGCAAAUCACUCCUACUCGACAUUGCGCUUAGUUUUUGAAUCCUACAGGAAGGAGUAUGGAAAGACACUUGCCGAAGUGAUGGAGGAGGAACUUGAAGGAGACUUUAAGAAAGCUAUGUUGGCUGUGU